Danio rerio (zebrafish) is the source of this 1640-nucleotide messenger RNA. The record is from RefSeq and is a predicted model, not a curated record. Lineage: Eukaryota; Metazoa; Chordata; Actinopteri; Cypriniformes; Danionidae.
CCGCAGGUGUGUCUGAGGAUGACGCGACGGGAAUUUCACUGGCAGAGGGCGAUUCAGUCACUCUUCACACUGGUGUUGAAACAAGCCAACAGAACAAAAUUAAAUGGUAUUUUCAGAAUAUUCUCAUAGCUCAAAUCAUUGUAAAUCCCAGUCAGAUCUGUACAGAUGUUCAGUGUAGUAAUGGCACUGAGAGCUUCAGAAACCGACUGAAGCUGGACAAUCAGACUGGAUCUCUGACCAUCAUGAACAUCAGAAAAACAGAAGCUGAAGAUUACAAACUAAACAUCUUCAGCAGCAGCAGCAGACCCCGUCAAAAUGUCUUCAAAGUUUCUGUUAAUGAUGAUUCUGCUGCCAAAGUGAAGAGAAAGUUUGUGAAAGGGGGAGAAUCUGUCACUUUAGACACUCGUAUACAAAUUAAAACCACUGAUGUGAUAAAGUGGCAUUUUAAUGACCAUCUUAUUGCUGAAAUCAAUGAAAAUGGAGAGGAGCGUUUCAGAGAGGGAUUGAUGUUGGACAAUCAAACUGGAUCUCUGACCAUCAUGAACACCACAGACUCUGGAGAUUAUUAUGUAGAGAUCAUGAUCAGCAGAAGCAACAACUUCAAUGUCACCAUCUUAAAGAAUUUCAGCGUUAAUGUCACUGCUGUUUCAGGUUUAUCUUCACUUUUUAAAGCUAUUCUACCGUAUUUUACGCUGCCUGCUGCUGCUGCUGCUGUAAUUGCUGCUACAACUGUUGGUGUGAUUUACCAUCGUCGCGUGUCAUCCAAAAAGAAUGAGAAGAAAAACUUGAAAGAGAUUCUGUAUGCAGCCCCAAAAAAAGUUGUCCUACUGAUGGAAAAAGGGCCAAAUCCAGCUGAUGGGAGAGGAUCUGGAUUUAAUGGCCCAAUCAGCCAAAACAAACAACAAUAACAUUUUAUAAGCAUCAAAGUGCUAUGGAAAUAAUUUAGAAAUCUUUUUUUAAAUCUGGAUUUAGGUAUGGGUUUGUGUCAAAGAUUAAUGUUUGUGUUAUUCAAAAAGUUCCGGUAACAAUUAUUCUGAAUUUCAAAUAAGUAAUAUUGUCUUGAAGAACAAAUGUUUUUCAGGAUAAUGAAAAAGUUUUCAUUUAUUAUGAUUGGAAGUCAGAAAUUUCUUAACUAAAACAUUUGUAUUGUGUGGUUUUAAACAUGAAUACAGAGCACCUUUUUUAUACUUUGUCCAAAAAUGCUUUAAAUAACAGAAUUUUACAGAAUAAAUUAAAGUGUUUUACUUAAACUAGUAUUACCUCAUAUAAAUUAUAUUUGCAGGUAAACUUGAAGUUUUAAGUGGUCUCUUAAUUCGUCCCAUAGCACACAAAUAUAUAUUUUCUGCUAAAAUUUGAUGCUUAUUGGUCACAAAAAGUUUUAGGUCAUAUUAUUUGGUCAAUUUUCUACAAAAAGUGUCUUUAUAGUUUACAAUUGUGCCCCAUUAUUUUGCUAUAUAAAUGUUGUUAUCGAGUUAUUUUAUAAAAUGUGUAAAAUUGUUACUACAGUAUCAAAAAAGAUAUGGUAUACAUCCCUACUCACAGAGUGUUUAUUUGUUUUUUAAAUAGUUAAUGUGUUUUAUAGUGAUUUUACUACCAAGUGCAAUUUUAGGCUUUAGGCUUAAAAUGAAAAAUGUUUAAAA